Heterocephalus glaber (naked mole-rat) is the source of this 3980-nucleotide messenger RNA. RefSeq names its product cyclin Pas1/PHO80 domain containing 1 (gene Cnppd1). NCBI's taxonomy places the organism in Eukaryota, Metazoa, Chordata, Mammalia, Rodentia, Bathyergidae. Gene Ontology annotation, biological process: regulation of cyclin-dependent protein serine/threonine kinase activity. Gene Ontology annotation, molecular function: protein kinase binding; cyclin-dependent protein serine/threonine kinase regulator activity. Gene Ontology annotation, cellular component: cyclin-dependent protein kinase holoenzyme complex; nucleus. The record is from RefSeq and is a predicted model, not a curated record.
GACCCUUCACAUACGCUGGUGCUUGUUUUGGUUUGUUGGAGUCGUGACUCCGGGCCAGGAUUCUGGCAUGCAGCCUGAUUUCUUUUCUUUCAGUGCCUAUAGGGUAGCUACGGACACUGUGUUGGCCUACGUCCCUGGUGUGACCCCGACUCAAGGGGGCAGGAAGUGGCCUUCCGGUGUCCUCGGUAGGAUCUACUGCUGCUCAGAGAGGGCGGCGGCCGUCACAUUACUCAUCUUUCGAUGCGCUGGUCCUCCCAGUUCCCUCCCCUCAACGUCUAAACAAACUAGCGCGUGACCGACCGACUCGAAAACAGCGUCACCCACUUAGAAAAGUUGCUUCUUGCCCUUCUUUUUCCGUAUAUCUCUUUCGCGCCUCCACGUAUUGGCGCUCCUUCCUCCCCAUCCUCCAACGUGAGAUUGGUGGCGGGAAGUGAGUUUGAAGAUAAAACUUUGUUUAAAUGUUGUUUACUCUGGGAGCUAGGUUAAUACUCAACUGGUUUAGAAGCACCGCCGUGAGUUCGAGGCCAGCCUGGACUAGUGAACCCCUGUCCAAACAAAACAAAAAACUCAGAUGAUACAAUGUUAAAAUGUUUGGCUUCAUAUUCCCUUGAGAUCAUUUAUUUGUUGCAAUGAGCCGCCAAACUCAGUAUGCAUUAAAUGAGGUUUAGAAUGUCAAACUGCUAAAAGAGCGAAAAGUUUCCCUUCCAUUUGGUCCAGUUCUUCCACUCGUAAAUUUCGUGUGGUUUCUUUCAGACGGCUUAUUUAUGUUCAUUGUUAAGUGUACAUUUCCCCUUUAAAAAAAAACAAAAAAACCUUAGGAGUAACUCGCUGUGCUCCUCCUUUUAUCCAUAUUAACAUCACUGAUUUGAAAAGGUCUCCCUGGCUCGCACUCAGUGCAGCGAGGUCCCCUAGGAGCUGUCCUCGUUCAUCAGAAGAGGUCCCUGGGGUUCAGCUGUGUGGCUCCAUGAGACCAGGAGUUCGGGGCCGCCUUUCCCUUUCUCCUGGCCAGGGCGGGCGACGCGCCAGCGGCUCAUAAACGUAGUGCAAACGCGGCGCAGGCGAAGUACAAGCCUGGCUGCUGGUGUCCCCACUUCGCGAGCUUCGCAGGCCGGUGGCUGGCAGUGCGAUGGACCUGGCCGGGCUCCUACUGGACGAAGAAGGCACCUUUUCCCUCACCGGCUUCCAAGACUUCACGUUCCUCCCAGGACACCAGAAGCUGAGUGCCCGAAUCCGAAGGCGGCUAUACUAUGGCUGGGACUGGGAGGCCGACUGCAGCCUGGAGGAGCUCUCCAGCCCUGUGGCAGACAUUGCUGUGGAACUGCUCCAGAAGGCAGCCCCCAGCCCUAUUCGCCGGCUCCAGAAGAAAUAUGUGGCUCAUGUGUCCCGAGAGGCGUGCAUCUCCCCGUGUGCCAUGAUGCUAGCUCUGGUGUACAUUGAGCGGCUCCGGCACCGAAACCCAGAUUACCUGCAGCACGUAUCAUCUUCUGACUUGUUCCUGAUCUCCAUGAUGGUGGCCAGCAAGUACCUCUACGACGAAGGGGAGGAGGAGGAGGUCUUCAAUGAUGAGUGGGGAGCUGCUGGGGGUGUGGCUGUGCCCACUCUCAAUGCCUUGGAGAGGAGCUUCCUGAGUGCCAUGGAUUGGCGUCUCUACAUUGAUCCUGGGGAGAUCUUUGAGGUGCUGAGCUGGCUGGAGAGCCGUGUGGCUGCGCAGCAGGGGCGACGGCGGGGCUGGUACACCUAUACAGACCUGUGUGUGCUGCUGGAGCAGCCAGCUUGGCAGCUGGCCUUGGGCUCCCUCUGCCAGCGACUAGUAAAGCUGUCCUGCCUGUUAGCCAUGGCAUAUGUGAGCAGCGUAGCCCUGGCUGUGGCAUCAGUGGCUGUAAUACACCAGUCCUUAGGGCUGUCCUGUCACCCCUCACCUGGCCCUCCUGACCUUGGCCUGGCCUCCAAGGGCCUUUUGGAGCCCUGCAUUCCUUCUCCAGUGCCGAAGUGCCUGCCAUCUUCUAACAUCUCCAGCUGCGUGGAAGGUGACGCAGGGCUGCGUUCACUCUGGGACAGUCUUCUGGCCUCACUGACUUCCCCAUCAUUGCCUCCUCCAGAACCUCCUUCCCUGGCCCCUCUUCUACAUAACUGCCCCCUUUGUCAGAAACUCCAGAGAGACCCCCCAGCCUGCCAUGCCUGCCACCAUCCCAACUAUACGCUACCCGCUGGGCCUCCCAGCCCCUGGUACCACACCCACGGCCUGGCUCCACCUUGGCCCUGGAGCCCAAUGGCCCCUCCGCUUCCCCAUCCCCAGCAGUGUUCUCUUUUCAGUGUGAUGGAGCUGGCCCGCCUCAAGUCUUUCAUUUUCCCAGGCUAGCUAGGGCUUCAAGGUAUGCAUUCAGAGGAUUUGGGAGUCUCUGAGAACCUAGACGAGGAAAGCUUGAUUUAGAUUCUUGCUGUCUCUCUGGGUCCUUGGAUGGUCCCCUGUCCUCCUGGGUAAGAGCUUAAGAGGUUGUGGGGCAGGACUGAAGUUCAUUCACUCUCCUAGACCUCAGUGGCUGGCUGCUUGGCCAGGGGAGCGAUGGUGCCAGGGAAAGCUUCAUCUGGGUGAAAGGGGCAGGUCACAGAUGAGAGGAGAAGCCCCAUCUCUGUUUCCUCGGGGUUCUUCUAGACUUUUGCUUUUGAGUUUCCUAGGAUGGAAGGGUAAAGGUGGAAGAUGGGAGUACUUGGGCAAAGGGAGGAAGGAAAUAUGUAUUGAAAAAGGCCUGUGUGAUAUGUCCUGAGGUGAGAACCCAGGACUGACAGGACUGAGGGAAAACUGGGUGAGGUGGGAAAACUUUUCUACGCCUGUCCCUUGGCUAUAAUCUAAUGGAGCCAAGGACUGACUGCUGGGACCUUCGACCUUGACCUUUUGUCUUCCAACCUUCUGAGUGUCCUGCUCCAAGGCUUCCUUCUCUUCUGGUUCCUCUUUGGGUGUUCUCUUCACAGGCCUUUCUGGCCACUGCUUUGUAUCUGAGUUUUUCAUGCUUUUGUAGAACUAAGAUUUCAAUAAACAAUUUCAGUUGCAUGGCCUCGACUUUUCCUUCUUGCGACAGCCCUUGAAGAUCUUUCCUCCUCAUGUCUGCCUUCCAAGCCUCCCUACUUUCUCAUCCUGUAAGCAUUUCUCACCUUGUAAGCGUUUUCUCUGAGCCCCAUUUUAGAACUUCCCAAUUGUCUGAUAGUCAUAGGCUCCCAUUUCAAACUUCCCUUUGGCCCUAUUCCCAGCACCCUGGGGCCCUGGCACUGCUCAGCUUGAGUUGCCACAGAACAUAAAUGUUGACUAUCCCAUGCCUGGGGUUGGCCCUGUCUCUCAUUUUCGGGGUAAGCAUUUUCUGUAAGGCCAAGCCAUGUAUCCAGAAGAGCACUCUGAAACUCCUUGAGCACAAGCCGGGAGGAUACCUCUCUGCUGACUCCACCAGGCUGAUACAUGGCAGCAGUUGCAUUGUUGAAAGAAUGCUUCAGCGGAAUCCUUACUGGAAGAAUAGACUAAACUGCCUCCACUGAGGGCAUUUGAACGCUGGAGAUCGUCCCCAGCAGGGGUGCUUCCACCCCCUAGAGGGCAUUUUGGAGAUGCGCAGGCCGUUUUCACCGUGUUUCAAGGAUUUGGAGGGAUGUUACUGGCAUGUAUUCAGCGUGGGCAGGAUGCUAAUCAUCCUAAAAUACUCAAAACUUCCCUUGCUGUGAAGAAUUCUCAGGACAAAUCUUGAAUGACUAGCUGGUCAUGUAUGUGAAAAUCCUGUUUGUCUGAGCUUGGAAUAAUCUUUUGACAUGUAAGCAUGAAACCAUUUUUGUACAUUUUGAAAAAGACUUGAGUUUUGUAGGAAUGCACUUCCUUGUAAAUUAAAACUGUACUUUGUUUUGUUCAGCACUUUACGAGGAGUUUGUUUGCUAUUUUGGAUAAAUUGGGUUACCAGUGCCAGUGCUGCAUGUUGCCAAUAAAGUGCUAUUAUUAGCGGUCA